AUCAAAACCAUCUCACUGUUGAGUCUCACCGAUGUCAUGUGACAAGGUCUGCAAACCAUGUGUAGCUUUUAUUUACUUACAGGUGUGAGGAUCAGAGUCCAGUGCUACUUUGGGGCACCACCGAUGAAACCAACUUUCAUCUGGAAGACCUGUGAACAGUGCUUGUUGUCCGCUGCUGGUAAUGUCCCAGCUAAGUAGAGCUCCUUAACUUUCAAUAAACCAGCUACCUACCUGAUCCUGAAAUAACGAGGAGCGACAGUUGCCAAGGCCCAGCUGCGGGAGGUUGGGGGUGGGAGGCGGAGCCUAUUGAGGAGGAAGUGUGGUCAGGAUUAACACUCGCUUAAUGUGACCUGGCGAAAGGAAGCCGUUCUUCUCUUUGAACUUUUCUAACUGCAGUCUUCGGGGCUUCCCCGCUCAUCCUCCAUGGCCUUUCAUAGACUCCUGGAGGAAGUCGGGGGCCUGGGCCGGUUCCAGGUCCUUCAGAUGGCUCUCCUCUCCGCCUUCUGCCUGGUGGUGUACACGCACAUGCUCCUGGAGAACUUCACGGCAGUCGUCCCCGCUCACCGCUGCUGGGUCUCCAUCCUCGACAACGACACCGCCCUUGCCAAUGGCACUGCGAUCCUCGGGCAAGACGCCCUCCUGCGAGUCUCCAUCCCCCUGGACUCGGACCUGAGGCCAGAGAAGUGUCGCCGCUUCCUCCGCCCCCAGUGGCAGCUCCUUCACCUGAAUGGGACCUUGUCCAACGCGAGUGAGCCAGCCACGGAGCCCUGUGUGGAUGGCUGGGUGUAUGACCGCACCUCCUUCUCCUCCACCAUCGUGACGGAGGUAAGAGGCCUCUUUACCUGUUGCAAGUUCACGGCUUGGAGUUUAAGGAUAACGCAAGUGAUGAACCCUAGGCAUCAUUGGGACCUGGUGUGUGACUCUCAGUCACUGAACUCAGUGGCCAAGUUCUCAUUCAUGGCUGGAACGGUAGUGGGAGGCAUCAUUUUGGGCCAUUUGUCAGACAGGUUCGGGAGGAGGUUAGUUAUCAGGUGGAGCCUACUCCUGGUGGCCGCCACCGAGGCCUGUGCGGCCUUCGCUCCCACACUCCCCCUGUACUGCUCACUGCGCUUCUUGGCUGGCUUUUCUGCUCUAAGUGUCCUGACAAACAGUUCGGUGCUUAUUAUGGAAUGGCUAGUGCCGCGAUUCCAAGCCAUGGGGAUGACAAUGAUCAUCAGCGUGGCUUGCGUGGGACAGAUGAUUCUGGGAGGACUGGCUUUUGCCAUUCGAGACUGGCACAUCCUUCAGCUGGUGUAUUCUAUACCAUUAUUUAUCUUGUUUCUUUUCUCAAGGUGGCUGGCGGAGUCUGUUCGGUGGCUGAUUAUCACCAACAAACCCGAGAAGGGCUUAAAGGAGCUUCGGAAAGCCGCGUACGUGAAUGGAAAAAAGGAUGCUGGAGACGCCCUCACCAUGGAGGUUUUGAGAUCCACCAUGCGGGACGAGCUGGAGGCGGCCCAGACCAGACCGCGUGUGUCGGACUUGUUCCGCACGCCCAACUUGCGUAAGAGGAUGUGUGUCCUGUGCUUUGUGAGACUUGCAGUCUGCAUACCCUUCUAUGGCCUGGCUCUCCACCUCCAGCACCUGGGGACCAACAUUUUCCUGUUCCAGGUUCUCUUUGGCGCAGUCAACUUCCCAGCCAAUUACGUUGCCUUUUUGGCACUGAAUCACCUGGGCCGGCGAGUGAGCCAGGUGCUUUUCACGUUCUCGAUGGGGAGCUUCAUUGUGGCCAUCACGUUUGUGCCUCAAGAAAUGCAGACCCUCCGCUUGGUUCUGUCCACUUUGGGAGUAGGAUUUUCCUCUGCGGCUCUCAUGGGUUCUUUUGUCCACGGAAAUGAACUGACCCCCACCGUAAUCAGGGUGACAGCUUCAGGAAUCAUUGGGGCUGUUGGUAAUGUUGGGGCAGCCCUGGCCCCGCUCCUGAUGAUCCUAACGGUGUACUCUCCACACCUGCCCUGGAUCGUCUAUGCAGCCGUCUCCUUCAUCUCUGGCCUUGUUGUCUUCCUCCUUCCCGAAACCAAGAAUCAGCCUCUGCCCGACUCCAUCCAGGACGUGGAAAAGGAGAGAAAGGGCUCACAAAAAGGAAGACGGGAGGACGGCUUCAUGAAAGUGACUCGGUUUUAAGGGAGUCCAGCGACGGACUGCUAGUCAGAGAGCCAGACCGGGCCGGGGGAGGGCAGGUGGAUCAUGGCUAGAUGCUGGCAAACUUUGGGGAAGAAUGAAAUGAAAAGCUGUAAUGGAAAAGUGGAUCUCAUUUACAAUUGCAGCACUAAGUAACUAUGUCUAAAAUAUCCAUGAUUAAUCGUCGUAAGUCUGAGGAGCCCUGGCCAGUGUGGCUCAGUUGGUUGGAGUGUCGUCCUGUGAACCGAAGGGCCGCCGAUUUGACUCCUGGUCAGGGCAUGUGCCUGGGUUGCGGGCUCAGUCCCCAGUUGGGAUGCGUAUGAGGCAACCAAUCUCACAUCAAUGUGAGAGAGAAUUCUUUCUCACAUCGAUAUUUUUCUCCCGCCCCCUACCCCCUAAAAUCAAUAAGCACGUCCUCAGGUGAGGAUUACAAAAAAACAGAGAAGUCUGAAGGAAGUUGCCAACUUUCAAAGAAAGCAUAAUAAAAUAUGUAUAUAAAUUUUGAUCCCUAAUGUAUUUCUGGGUAGAAAGAAUAGUAUUAAAACAUUGAUUCUGCUCCAGUUACUUGGUAGAGUAAUUAAUUACAAUGAAAAACCACAUACUUUUGGAAGAAUUUGAAAAAGUUACAAAUUUAUCUAGAAAUUAAUAAUAAACAAGGUGAUUCAGGAAAGAGGAUCAUACAGUGAGGGGGCUGACUAGUGUUUACAGUGGCAUGUGCUAGACUUUACCAUAAGAACAACAGUCAAAGCGUAACAGCAGACAUAUUUAUCCAUCAGAGGAAGUGCGGAAACAGACACCAGGGGAUGUAACAAUUAACAUGUAAUUUUGAUAUCAUAAAUCACUGGGCAAAAUAAAGGAUUACACAACAAAUAGCAUAACUAAGUACUUAAAAAUAAAUGACUAAUAAUGUGAUCUCAUACCCUAAACGCAAAAAUAAUUUUACUUUAAUAAAAAGCUAACUGGAAACAAUAAACCAUAGUUUCCAGUAGAACACUUGGCUACAAAAUCUUGGGAUUAAAAAAAAACAAA
This is a messenger RNA of Pteronotus mesoamericanus, 3186 nucleotides long. RefSeq names its product organic anion transporter 7-like. The coding region runs from base 424 to 2160 and encodes 578 amino acids. The record is from RefSeq and is a predicted model, not a curated record. Lineage: Eukaryota; Metazoa; Chordata; Mammalia; Chiroptera; Mormoopidae. Gene Ontology annotation, molecular function: transmembrane transporter activity. Gene Ontology annotation, biological process: transmembrane transport. Gene Ontology annotation, cellular component: membrane. The transcript is spliced from 10 exons.